Molecule: messenger RNA, 1611 nt
Organism: Penicillium cosmopolitanum
Lineage: Eukaryota; Fungi; Ascomycota; Eurotiomycetes; Eurotiales; Aspergillaceae
Product: WD40 repeat domain-containing protein
Exons: 5
Coding region: 1-1611 (536 amino acids)
Biological process (GO): regulation of transcription by RNA polymerase II
Cellular component (GO): Set3 complex
Molecular function (GO): transcription corepressor activity; protein binding
Source: RefSeq, a predicted model, not a curated record
AUGGCACAACCCGACCUUACCUCCCAUCACGUCAACUACUUAAUAUGGCGGUAUCUUCAAGAAUCAGGUCAUGGUGAUGCUGCUGUUUCUCUGCAGCGCGCAUGGUUCCCGGAUCCGCAGAGUCUUCCCUUUGCGCGCCACAUCAAAACCCAUGCCCUCGUCUCGCUGGUCCAAAAGGGCCUGCAGUACCACGAACUGGAGUCCUCGCUUGACAAGCCGUUCGAGGCCAAUGCCUUGAAGCGCCAGGAUGACGCUGGCACAGACCAUCCGGCGGAGCCCGCGCGUGACCGCGCAACCAAUGGACACUCACUUGAUGCCAGGCCGCGCAAGGAGACGAAUGGUGAUGAGUCUAUGGAAGUGGACGAUGAGAGCAAGGGCUCUGUGGAUGGCGAUGGAGAUGUGAGCAUGGGGGCCGAGGAGCAGGCCCCGGAACCCACCCUUUCAACCGGCAGCAGCGCCGGCGUCCAGAUCUCCCCCGCCAAGGCCGCCGAUUUGGCGCCCGACACCGCCCUCCUGCACGGCGAUGAUCACGUGAUGACCACUCGCUGGCGCCCCCGGGAUUCGACCCUACUCGUCGCUGCUGGCGAAACCUCCUGCAGCUUAUGGAAGCUAUCAUUAUCCUCGCCCCCCGAACAGAAUCGUUUCCUUGACCUGAAAGGCAGCAGUGCCUAUGUAUCCGGCGUGGCCUGGGAUGCCGUGGGCUCCAAAUUGGCCGUGGCCACCAUCCGCGAUAUGGAGAAGGGAGCGAUUACCAUGUAUAAUUCCGAAGGUAAUGUUGUCGAUCUUCUUCCUGAUCUCCCGCGUUUGAUCAGUGGUCUGCAUUGGUCCGACGAUAGUCCACAGUUGGUCGUCGUUGCGUCUGACGAACGAUCUUCGGAAUUGGCUCUUUGGGAUGACAGCCGCGGCCGGAUGUAUGGUGCUGUCUACCAAUGUGAAGUGGACGGUAACAUCCGCCUAACAAAAACCUACAACUCUCGGGACACCGACACCGCUUGGGCUUUCGUUCGUUCUGCCCACACAUCAUCAUACUCUGUUGCAGUUGCCGCAAGCUCUACAAAUUCCUCUAUUUGGAUUCCGACACAUGAUAUUUUGAUUGAAAAUGCCCACCAAGAUGCAAUCACCGCAAUUGAUAUUCGACCUGCAGAACCACAUUCACAACAAAAUUCCACAAUCACAAUCGCCUCUUACUCGAUCGAUACCUUUGUCCAUGUCUGGGAAGUGGACCUCGACUCGAAACAACAUAAACGCAUCCACCGCCUGCGUUUAGGUUCAUCAACCCCUGCUUUAGCUGGCAGCUUCUCGCCGGACGGAUAUGCUCUCUGUGCAGUUAGCCAGGAGAAGCUAUUCAUUUGGAAUGCCGAGCGUGGCGGGGAGCCCAUGGCCACAUGGACGGCUCCCAGCUCAGAACAAGUUAAGGAAGACCCCGAUCACCCCACGAAUGGACAGAACGGUCACGCAGCACCGGUCCCCGAUCGAGAUCUAUCUUGGGAUCACGACGGCAAAAAGCUCGCGUUUGGCUUUGGCGAUCAGGUAAAUACGCACUACUAUCAGGAAAUUUUUGCGGAUGCUAACCCUUUUAGAUGGCCAUCGUCAAUCUUCAGCGGUGACUAG